AUGUCUUCUGUAAGCAAGGGUGAUAGGAAGGCUUCCCUUGAUGCAGCAUCGUGGUUGUUCAAUGUGGUCACAUCUGUGGGAAUCAUCCUUGUGAAUAAGGCCCUGAUGGCUACAUAUGGUUUCAGUUUUGCUACAACUUUAACUGGUCUGCAUUUUGCCACGACAACUUUGUUGACACUCAUUCUUAAAUCGCUUGGAUAUAUCCAGACCUCUCAUCUUCCAUUAUCCGAUAUAAUCAAAUUUGUCUUAUUUGCAAAUUUCUCCAUUGUUGGGAUGAAUGUGAGUUUAAUGUGGAAUUCUGUUGGUUUCUAUCAGAUUGCUAAGCUGAGCAUGAUUCCAGUAUCUUGUUUCCUGGAGGUAGUCUUGGACAAUGUACGAUAUUCAAGGGACACAAAGCUUAGUAUUGUUUUGGUUUUGCUUGGUGUUGCUGUCUGUACAGUAACUGAUGUCAGCGUCAAUGCAAAGGGUUUCAUAGCUGCUGUAAUAGCAGUUUGGAGCACAGCCCUGCAACAGUAUUAUGUCCAUUAUCUUCAGAGAAAGUAUUCUAUUGGGUCAUUUAACUUGUUGGGCCAUACUGCACCAGCACAGGCAGGAAGUUUACUGCUAGUCGGCCCCUUUCUGGACUAUUGCUUGACAGGCAAACGAGUUGAUGCCUAUGGAUAUGGUUUGACAUCCACGUUGUUCAUCAUUCUGUCUUGCACCAUUGCAGUAGGGACAAACCUCAGUCAGUUCAUCUGCAUCGGUAGGUUCACGGCUGUAUCAUUCCAAGUCCUUGGUCACAUGAAGACUAUCUUGGUCCUGAUCUUGGGAUUCUUUUUCUUUGGAAAAGAGGGUCUCAAUCUACAUGUUGUUCUGGGCAUGAUCGUUGCAAUAGCAGGAAUGAUCUGGUAUGGCAAUGCUUCUUCUAAGCCAGGGGGGAAAGAGCGUCGUAGCUUUUCCCUUCCCAAAACACAAGAUUAUAGUUCACUGCCUGUGUCCUCUGAACCAGAUACGAAGGUAUAG
Messenger RNA from Sphenostylis stenocarpa, 1002 nucleotides. NCBI's taxonomy places the organism in Eukaryota, Viridiplantae, Streptophyta, Magnoliopsida, Fabales, Fabaceae. The record is from the annotation of a GenBank genome assembly.